AUGGCGCAAUCUUGGAACCCCCUCAAUUACCAGAACGAGGUGCCAUCCCCGCAGUGCCUGAUGCGGGUCAAGAGGGACAUCGCGGACUUCAACGCUCAGCCUCCUGCGGGACUAUUCAUCGCACCCGAGGGCGACGACGUCACCAGGAUUCACGCCCUGAUAGUCGGUCCCAGUGGAACGCCAUACGAGGGAGGCUUCUUCCAGUUCUAUAUGAAGUGCCCACCUGACUAUCCGAUCAGCCCACCGCGCGUUCGAAUCAUGACCACGGAUGCUGGCCGAGUGCGCUUCAACCCGAACCUGUACGCGUGCGGCAAGGUCUGUCUCAGCAUCCUUGGUACCUGGACCGGACCACCGUGGAGCCCGGCUCAAAGCAUCGAGAGUGUGUUGAUAUCUGUGCAGUCUCUGAUGACCGAGAAGCCUUACUACAACGAGCCCGGCUUUGUCAUUGAACGGGUACCGGGUGAAGCCGACCGCUACAGUGACUACAUCCGGCACGAGACCAUCAGGGUCGCGGUGUGCGACCAGGUUGAAGCUGCUCUCAAGGAGAGCCCCGACUGUCCGGCAGCCUUCAGGGAACAGAUCCUCAAGUCCUUCUCUGAGUCCUACAGCAGGUACGAGGAAAUCGUCAAGGGAAAGCUACAUCUGACAGGCGUGCAAAUGAAAGACGUUUUCUCUCUCGAUGCGACGGGUCAGUUCCAGUACGAGGGGCUGCUGACCAGGAUGCAAGGUUUAAAAGAGCAGAUCAAGCAGAAAAUCGAAGCUGCCGCAGCUGCGGAAGCUGCGGAAGCUGCUGCUGCUGCGGAAGGUGCGGGACCUACUGCUGCUGUCGUUACUGCUGCUACUAACACUAAUAUUAUUCAGUAGGAAGAGAAAACUAGUGAGUGAAUUGCAAGAAGACCGGAAUCCUGUUGAGUAAGCCUCGGAAAGAAGUGAACUGAAACACUGGAUCUGAAAUUCUUCACGUUCGACACGACGAGCUACUCGUAUCUUCCGAAGAAAAUGGCACCCAAAAUUAUUUACGUCAGAGAGGAGAUAUAUAUCAAAUGAAAUG
Molecule: messenger RNA, 1051 nt
Organism: Dermacentor silvarum
Lineage: Eukaryota; Metazoa; Arthropoda; Arachnida; Ixodida; Ixodidae
Product: ubiquitin-conjugating enzyme E2 Z
Exons: 1
Coding region: 1-864 (287 amino acids)
Biological process (GO): negative regulation of apoptotic process
Cellular component (GO): nucleus
Molecular function (GO): ubiquitin conjugating enzyme activity; cysteine-type endopeptidase inhibitor activity
Source: RefSeq, a predicted model, not a curated record